AUGUUUCCCAAAAGAUUGAUUCUGUUGGCCUGCUCCUGGACUCUCCUGCAGAGUGUUCUGGCUGUCCCGGAUGAGGCGCUAGAGCAGCCCAGUGUUGAGGGUCGUCGUCGAGAAGAGCGGGACUUUGGCUUACAGGAACGACACAACCACCCUGAACUUCAGAGCUCGCUGCUUUCUGUCUUGACCGAGGAGUUAGCUUCGACACAUGGCCCGAAGCCCCAGACCACGCCGGGAGGAGGAGGUGGUGAAACAGUGCCUGGUGGAGGCGGUGGUACUACAGUCACAGUCCCCGGCGGAGGUGGCGGAACAGUGCCUGGAGGAGGUGGUGGUACAGUGCCUGGCGGAGGUGGUGGUACUACAGCCACAGUCCCCGGUGGAGGCGGUGGUACUACAGUCACAGUCCCCGGCGGAGGUGGCGGAACAGUACCUGGCGGAGGCGGUGGUACUACAGUCCCCGGUGGAGGAGGUGGAACAGUCCCUGGCGGUGGUGAAACGGUUCCCGGCGGUGGUACCACAGUCCCUGGCGGUGGAGGUGAGCAAACUACUACCUUACUUUCUGAAAGCAAUCUUCUUACUCUCCCUGGUACUCAAGGCGGCACUUCACCCACUGGCGGCUUAGGUACGACUGGUACCCCAACUGGCGGCGUUCCUACGACAGGUGGUGUCCCUUCGACGAGCGUUGUUCCUCCAACUGGUGGUGGCAGUGUUAGCUCGACAACCGAACCUGCUCCCCCAACUGGCACCCAUGUUAGUCCUUCCCCAAGCGAGAGCGUCGGGCCAUCGCCCAGCGGUCCCGCUUCCUCCCCAAGCGAAACCACUCAGCCAUCUCCUAGUGGCACCCCCCAGACAUCCCCCCCUGAAGUAGUUACUACAACUACUAACACUGCUCAGCCUCCCCCCUCAACUAGUGAGCAACCAAGUACCAGCCACACAUCUCCCACUGGCCCUGGUGUAUCUCCUUCCCCGUCUCCCACCGGACCACCGGUUUGUCCUCUCCCUGCUACAUCGGCUUGUCCUCCCCCUGUCACAUCGGUUUGUCCUCCUCCUUCCACAUCUAAGGAGACCACUGUCGUCCCGGUGACGGUAACGUGCCCUGCCGUUGUAGUGAGCACUGCCACCGUCACUGUCACAUCUGGUGGGGGCUUAGGCCCGGCAACAGAGUGCUGUCCUUGCCCAACUGGAGGUGGCGGAGUCUCCCCAAGUGGCAGUGCGACAGCCCCAGGAACUACACCUGGCGGAGUAGUCCCAGGUGGUAGUGCAACAGCCUCGGAGAGCACGCCUGGCGGAGUCGUCCCAAGUGGUAGUGCGACAGCCUCAGAGGGCACCGGAGUCCACCCAAGUGGCACCGCGACAGCCUCAGCGAGCAGCUCUGUUGGAGUGCCCCCAAGUGUCACCGCGACAGCUCCAGGGGGAACCUCUAGCGUAGUCCACCCAAGUGGUAGUAGCGUGACAGCCUCAUCUACCAGAACCCAAACUCACACCUCAACACAAACUCUGACCCAGACCCGAACAUCCACGCCCCUCAUACCAAGCAGCCCUAGGACGCGUACACUCACAGGCUCGCCCACCACACCAGCUACCCUCGUGACUUUGCCUACAACAUCACCUGCGCAUGUAUCCCCCUCGACGCCGGGCAUGCGGGUCACUCCACGAGCAAUUAUCAACCCCGAUGUGGUUCGCCGACAGAUGUUUACCAACACGUCAGCAACAGCCCUAUUCACUAACUCGACUGUUAUCUCGAAUGUCACGACCAGUGCAGUGAAUCUCACGCGUGUUGUGACUGAAACUGCCACCGAGCCUGCGCCUGCGUCUGCUUUCCUGCCUCGAUUUCAUCGUGGACGCAAUCGGGGUUAG
This is a messenger RNA of Penicillium griseofulvum, 1854 nucleotides long. RefSeq names its product putative extracellular threonine rich protein. The record is from RefSeq and is a predicted model, not a curated record. Bases 1 to 1854 code for a protein of 617 amino acids. NCBI's taxonomy places the organism in Eukaryota, Fungi, Ascomycota, Eurotiomycetes, Eurotiales, Aspergillaceae. The transcript has a single exon.